Messenger RNA from Parnassius apollo (apollo), 270 nucleotides. NCBI's taxonomy places the organism in Eukaryota, Metazoa, Arthropoda, Insecta, Lepidoptera, Papilionidae. The record is from the annotation of a GenBank genome assembly.
AUGAAUUCUAUUCUAAUUGAAAACAAUGAACAGGAAACGGAGAUUUGUUUACCAGAGAAAUCCGCUCAAUUUCAAGCAAUGAUUUACGAUGAGGUUAGACCUAUUAGUGGUAAGAGACGUAGAGAAGACGAUGAGGAAGAAAGAACCAGCCAAGAUCCCACACAACAUUUUUCUCCUAAAGUAUAUUGGAAUACCAACUUAUCUAAAUCUGUUGCAGAAAGGCGCCUAGCUCUUGCUUUAUUUAGGAAAAACCCUACUCCUGAUAACUAG